This is a messenger RNA of Aplysia californica (California sea hare), 4023 nucleotides long. RefSeq lists its product as uncharacterized. Bases 740 to 2842 code for a protein of 700 amino acids. NCBI's taxonomy places the organism in Eukaryota, Metazoa, Mollusca, Gastropoda, Aplysiida, Aplysiidae. The record is from RefSeq and is a predicted model, not a curated record. The transcript has 4 exons.
AGGAGAGCUGUUCUAUAGAUAAGCAGCUUGUAUUGACCGGUCCUAGCAUGGACAUUGAAAUUCUUGAAGACAUUUUUUAAGACCUCCAUUUAUAGACUUUUGUUGAUUACUAUUCGGGCUUUUUAUCUCUUCCAUAUCAUUCAAUUACUCUAGGCUCUAGAAAAAAUAAACAGUCUGACUAACAGUUUUGCUUUGUAAAAAAAAAAAAAAACUGAGCUGGAGAAAUCCGCGAGCGGCUGUGCUUCGGAACAAGUUUCUUUGUUUAGACCCCCAAAAAUGGGCCUUAUGUGUAUAUAUUUCAAAUUAUUUUUUCCGUUAUACAAAUGAAAAAAUAGAUGAAUGACACGGCAAGUAUUAUUGUUCUAUCUCAUAAUAUACUUUUUAAAAUUACAAUGGCCAACAGCCACCAACAAUAAAUUAUUUAAUGCUUCGCGGAAAUAUCUAUUUUUAGUAUCUAACCCGGGUAUUUCCAGACAUUUCAAUAAUAGUAUCGGAAACUAAAUUGUUUUCCGCGAAGUAAAAUCCGCUUGUUUAUAAAGUGACUUUCGUUUAUCAACAGUCAGCAGAAAGUAGACAUUUUCAGAGAUUCAACAGGGUUAGUGUAGCAGUGCUCACUGUGGUACGAGUUGGGGAUAUCUUAAUCUGUGAUUUUUUUCGAACUGUCCAGAAGAGUCAUUCCUCUUCUCUUUUCAUUUUGCUGUGUGAAAUUGUAGACGGAAUUUAGUCCACGUGUGGCAGAAUGGCUGAAAUUCAGACUGCAAUCCACCAGCGAGAUGCUCUUAAAAGACUUAUGUUUGAUCUGAAAGAGUUACAGAAAAACCCAGUUCCCAAUGUCGCUGCCACUCCGCUGGAAGAUAACAUGUUCGAGUGGCAUUGUAAUAUUCGCCAAGAUGAUAUCAUCCUUCAUAUGAUCUUGUUCUUUCCUGACAAUUACCCUUACACAGCUCCAAACGCGGAGUUCAUGCCUGUUGGGUAUAGCUACAACCAAGGAGCAUCAAGGCCAGGGAAAAAAGGCACUCAGAUUUGUUUGGCCAUGUUCAAUGACUAUACAGAUAUUCACACUGACUGGAAACGUACAAAAGGAAUGGGUUGGUCUCCCAGUUAUACUGUGCAAACUAUGCUGAUGAAUGUGGUGUCUUUUCUACUCGAAACCCGUGCUUUCACUUUCAAUUGUGGGGUAUAUGCACAUAACUUGAAGAUAGCCCAAUGUUUCAAAUGUGAGGAUUGUGGUCACACUUUUGAGAGCCCAUUUCCUGGUUUCUGGGAAGAAGAGUCGUGUCAUGAAAGACCUGUAGAAUGUGGUGAUGAUCAUGUCAAAGAGACGGAAAUGGAAGACUGUGAUGGCCCUGCUAAAGUCGAGGAAAUUGGAAUCCAGCCGCCUUUAUUGCAGGAUAUUCCUGCAUGUGAAUCAGGCAAGGACAUUGAUAUAAUGGAUGAUGAUACUUGCUUGGUCAAGGAUGAUUUACUACAGCUCAGGAGAGAUGAUUCCUGUCUUGACAUGGAUGUUGAAAUGUCAGACAACUCAUCAGACUGUCCACAAAUCGUUGACUACAUAUCCAAAGAGGAAUUGAACUUCUUUCAGGAGCCAUCAUGUUCUGAUGAUCUCUUUGGAUUUGGUCUAUAUUUCAAUCAAGACAAAGAUGCCGUGACUAAUUUGAAGACCCCUUGUGAAUUUCUUUCAGCUCGUUCAUUUUAUGCCAUGCAGAAUUCUGUGGGUGAGGUGCACAGCGUCUGGAAGGAGCUCCUCUGUGUAUUCUUACCUCUUCACAUGCAGCCUUCACAUGGUGCUCAUAUCAAGGACGAGUUUGAGAAGACAAUGCAACAGCUCUCAACGCUGCCACUGAUGUCUUUACCAAAUGGGAAAGAAACUCCAAUCACAGAAAUUGUUCUCAAGACCUUACCUAACCUCUUGACUACAACUUUACUUGAGUUCUGCGGCAACAGAGCUGAGACUUACUGUCAGGGUUUCUUUGCACUGUACAGACUCUUCCUGUGGGCGCUGGACACAUAUCCAGAUCUCCAAGGUGCUAUUGAAGGAAAGAUAAAGGCAUUUAUAGAGGAUUCUGGAUCCAGGAGGCAAAUGGAUGCUUCUGGUCUGUCAAGUUUGCUGAUGCUGUUGAGCUUUUCUAAAGUAUACAAGUGGCAUCAUGUGUCCGAGAUCUAUUCACAUGAACAGUGGAGAGUGUGGACAGACUCGCUUGUCUCCAGUAACUACAUCCUGGGCAUUGAAUCAACUGAACAACAGGAACGCUUUGAGUUGACAAUAAUGGCAACAGUGCCGUUUCGCAAAGCUCUUGCCUUUCAGGUACAGCUUCUUGAUUUGACUCAAUCAACUGGCAUGGAUCACAAGGAACUCAUUCAGCAUUUUGAUGACAACUUCGGUCUCCCUACUGAGGACAUAAUGAAAACAUUAAAAGAAAUGGCGAAUCAACUUGAUGGUAAUGACUGGGUUUCUUUCUCUGGUUGGUUCAAAGUAAUGAAUCUGCCUGUUCUGACUGAGGAUGAAAUCUACUCCCAGUUGAUACAGCAUGUGAAGACAAAUUUUCAGGAGAAGCUGGACAAUGGUACAUGUUUUAGAGGAGGCUGGUAUCGUGUUUUUCUGGAUUACCAAAAUGCUCUGAAGGCCGAAAAGAGGAAAAAGGCAAGAGAAGAAAGGGAAAAGAGAAAAAGAGAAACUCGUCAGGCUGCCGCUGUGUCAGGAAAGAACAGGUAUACUUAUGCAAGAAGACUCAGGCCAAGAAAGUCUGUUGAAGGGAAGAGAAACAACUCAUUAUCCAACGUAGUGGACCAACGAGCCCCUGCUUUUAAUACAAGAAGCAAGGCAAAUGAAAGGAGAAGCUAAUUUUUUUUUGAACUGUAACUGUUGAUCUGUUUCCAGGAAAACAAUCUAUUUAUUGUUUGUUGCUGAGAAACUUAAAUGUUGUGGAAUUAGGUGCUAGGGGCAAUGAGAUUUUUUUUUUUUUUAAACAGAGAGAUUAUCAGUAUACAAGUGUAUAUAAAAUAUGGUCCAUGCAAGUUCAUGUAAAAAUGCUCUGACUAAUAAGUUUUGAGUAUCAGACAACUGCAUCCAUUAAUAGUUGCUGAUAUCACUAAUGACUGAGUUUGCAUAAAAUAUGAACAGACUGUUCAUAGCAGACCACUGCAUCCAUAAAUAGUUGCUAAUGUCACUUAUGACCGAGUUUGCAUAAAAUAUGAACAGACUGUUCACAGACAACUGCAUCCAAAAAUAGUUGCUGAUGUCACUUCUGACUAAGUUUGCACAAAAAUUUGAACAGACUAUUUGCAGACAACUGCAUCCAUAAAUAGCUGCUUAUGUCAUUAAUGACUGAGUUUGCAUAAAAUAUGAACAGACUAUUCACAGACAACUGCAUCCAUAAAAAUAGUUGCUGAUGUCGUUAAUAACUAGUUUAAGUUUGCAUUAAAAUUAUAGAACAAACUGUCCGUCACAUUAAAAAGAUUGCACACUCAGUGCUGUGUAUUCUGUGUAUAAAAUGUAUCAUGUUUACAUACAUUUGUAUCACAAUGUCAUCUAUGAAAGACAAAAAAAUGCAUGUGUACAUUCCAAUGAUUACUUGAAGUCAUGAUGCUAAGGUUUAUGUGACAAUGUGUUCUGUGCAUAUCUGUACCAUGUAGGUUCAUAUCUAUUAUAUUAUGUGUUUGUCUGUCUGCCUGAUGGUUUUGACUGCACCUUCAUUGUUGUGUUAUUGAGUUGUUGUAUUGUGACUGUACUCUUCAAAAGACAUGGAUAUCACUGAAGCAGAUCGUAUUAGACAAAGUGUUGCUAUAAUUUCUGUCACCACGUAGUGUAAUCUAUGUCAUGUACAUAUAAUAUGAUGUAAAAAUGUCUUGGUUCUUGUCUAUUUGUCUGGUGGUUUUGAUCAAUUGCUCACUAGCUGUUGCAUGGUAUUAUGCAUCAUCCUUACAUUGUAAUUUACUGUGAAAUACAUCAUUAUAUACUGUCAUGUAUAUAUAUGUAUAUAAAUAUACUUUAUUCAUUUUUCUAAUAAAAACUGAAAAUGAUAA